Molecule: messenger RNA, 4002 nt
Organism: Setaria italica (foxtail millet)
Lineage: Eukaryota; Viridiplantae; Streptophyta; Magnoliopsida; Poales; Poaceae
Product: putative disease resistance protein At3g14460
Exons: 1
Coding region: 1-3744 (1247 amino acids)
Biological process (GO): defense response to other organism
Molecular function (GO): protein binding; ADP binding
Source: RefSeq, a predicted model, not a curated record
AUGGCGCCGCCGCAGCCCGCCGGGACGAUGCUACCGCUGCCGUCCACGGUGGGAUGGUCGGCGUCCGGCUUCGUCGCCGCCGUGCUCGCCCGCCUCAUCCGCAAGGGCCUCGAGCUGCUGUCCGAGCUCGACGAGGCCGCCGCGGGACACCUGCGCCGCCUCGAGGGCCUCCUCCCGUCCGUGUGGCGCGUGCUGGACGCCGCCGACGCCGGCGCCGUCGACCUCGGCGGGCGAGCCCUGCAGGAGCUGCUCGACGCCGCCUACGCCGCGGACGACGCCCUCGACGACGUCGAGCCCGCCGCCCCGGGCGUGGCGAGGGACGGCGCGGGCGCCGAGAAGGCGCGCCUGGCCGCCGCCGCCACCGCCGUGGCGCGGAAGCCGCGCAGCCCGCUCAGGUUCUUGCUCUGCUUCAGCCCGCCGAGAAAUGCCGUUGCCGCAGCCGGCGGCCAUGGCAAAAGCUCCAAGUCCAAGAUCAGCGGCGUCGAUCUGCACGGACUACGACAAGCGCUCGAGACCAUGGCGCAAGCGGCGUACAGGUGCGCGUCCAUGUACGAGCACGCCGCGCCGCAGAGGAACUACGCCACCGUCGUGUCGGGGCAGACGGAGGAAACCGAACAGGAUGACAUCUUCGGGAGAGAAGCCGAGGUGGAGCAGAUCUUGCAGGAUGUGAGGUUCGGCGAGGAUCCGCACUACCGCCUAGGCAUCGGCGUCCUUCCUGUCGCCGGUCACGCCGGCAUCGGCAAGACGGCGCUCGUGCGGUUCAUCUUCCACCACGAGGUCGCCAGGGCCGAGUUCGCCGUGCGGAUGUGGGUGCACGUCUCUGGCGCGUUCCGGCUAAGGAGGCAGCUCAUGGAUCAGAUGGUCCACGCGGUUGCCGGCCAUGAUCGUGACGACGGUGACGCCAGGGAGCUUCUGCACAAGGAGCUGACAGGCAAGAGGUUCCUGCUUGUGCUUGAUGGCAUCACCGACGUCGUCGAAGACCAGCGGGGGGAUCUAAUGGAGGUGCUGAAACCGGCGGCUAGGAGGAGCUUGAUCAUCGUGACAACUCGGUCUGAGACUGUUGCGACAGCAAUCGGCACCAUGCCGGUGUUAACCCUGGGCCCUCUAGGAUCCGAUGAUUACUGGAAGAUGUUCAAGCAUUUCGCAUUUGGCAGCACAGAGGAUACCGAAGAAUGCACUCUGUUGGGGGACGACUGGGAUGACGUCGAGGAGGAUGAGGAGGAGUUGUCACCAAUGGAGCAAAUUGCUUCAGAAUUAGCGAAGAAGAUGGCUGGCCUGCCGUUACCAGCACAGGCGAUCGGGCGGGCGCUGUACUUCCGGAGGGACGAUGAGGAUCACUGGAGAAACGUGCUGGAAGACAAGCUGUGGGAGAGCCAAGAUGUCUGCGGGAUCUCACCGGCAUUGUGGCUGAGCUAUCGCCAUCUCGAUCCCCGCCUCAAGCAGUGUUUUGCAUAUUGUGCAGUCUUCUCAGAUGACUAUGUGUUCAGAAAGGAAGAAUUGGUGAACAUGUGGGUGUCACAGGGACUGAUAUACUCUGAUCGUGAGGCCAUGAGGCUGGAGGACAUCGGCGGUGAGCUCUUUGAUGAACUGGUUCAUAGGUGCUUCUUUCAGCCUAUUGGAAGUAACAGGUAUGUCAUCCACAGUUGGAUGCAAGAGCUUGCACGAGCAGUUGCAACAAGCCGAUUCUUCACUAUCACUGAAAGCUCAGGAGAUGUCCCACGGGAAGUUCGUCACCUGACGAUCAGGACAAGUAACCUGUCCAAGCUGAAGAAGGAUUUGGAGUUGCAGGUUUCGCCUUCCCCUGAUCAUCAUUUCCUGUACCGAGUUCGCACAAUUCUGUUCCACGCAGAUCUCAGUGAAUCGGAUGAUUUUCUGGAUGUUUUGGCUCACAUCUUCUCCAUGACCAAGAGCAUGAGAGUCCUUGGCCUGUCAGGCGCAAACAUAACAUAUUUGCCUCCAGAGAUCGGCCAACUCCAACACCUCCGUUAUCUCAACUUGUCAGGAAACAAAAUAAUUGACAUUCCAGAGACAGUAUGCCAGCUUUACAACCUCCAAGUGUUGGAUGUCCGCAGCAAUUCUCCUUCUUUGCAACCUCCCAAUGGCAUUACAAGUUUGAUUCACCUGAAGCAUUUGUAUGCAAGUGAGGUGUUCCUUUCAAGCACAGGUGACAUGAAGGGUCUCUCGAAUUUGCAACAAUUGGAUGUAUUCUGUGUUGGUGGUAGCAUGCACAUCGACACCUUGCGACAAAUGACUCAACUGCGAGGAAAACUUCACAUCAGGGAUCUCCGUCAGGUUGAUGUUAGUGAGGUCAGCAAGGGCAUGCUGAAGGGAAUGCAGUACCUGAGUGCACUGCAGUUGUCAUGGAGUAGCUGUGAUGGCCAAACCAAAGAGAUCUCAAAGGAUGAAGAGUUGCUUGAGUGCUUGCAACCACAUGACAACCUAAGGAGUCUGGAAAUUAUGGGGUAUCGAGGCGUCAAAUACCCAUCUUGGAUGACGAAGCCCUCUGGUUCCUUGUCGAAUGUGACAUCGAUGUACUUAAUUGACUGCAUGAACUGUAAGACCCUGCCUCCUCUGCAUGUACUGCCAAGCCUUGAGGUCCUGGAGAUCAGAAGGAUGCCUUCUAUCACCAAAGUGAGUGCUAUCCCUCAACGAUCAGACCAAGAAUCGUUUCUGAAGCUCAAGAGACUCAUCUUUGAAGGCGCGCUGCAUUGCACAGAAUGGUUGACAGAAACCUCAAAAUCAAGAAGUAUGGCAUUUCCAUGUCUUUGUGAGCUCGAGAUAAGGAGCUGCCCAAAGCUGACAACCUUUCCUGACCUUCCCCUUUCACUCACUAUCAUGAUCAUCGAGAAUGUUGGUCUCGAGAUGCUGCCAAGGAUUAUUGACAAGCAACCAUCAGCAGAAGAAGCCUUGGAGGCAACAUCAAAACAUGGUAGAUGGACAUCAGGGCUCACCACAUUACGAGUUCAUCAGUGUCACAGGCUGAGGUCGCUAGCAACUAGCCUGCUUCAGCAGCAGCACCUCCUGAAGUCCCUUGAGUUUCUUUCAAUCAAGAACUGUGACAAUGUCAUCUGUGACAUCCCUGAUGGGUUCAAAGAUCUUACUGCGUUGAGGGAUAUCUCCCUGUAUGACUGCCCCAAGAUGCUCGUCGACAAGUUCCACACAUCGGUGCGAACAAUGGAGAUCAGUGAAUGCUUCGUUGUGCAGGGUGGAUGGGUGGACGAGGAUCCGAUCCUCUUCUCGGUUUGGAACCUGAGAAUAACAGGGUGCUCUCAUGUAAGAAGUGAUGAGGUCAGCAAAAUAGAGCAGUUGGAUUGGUUGAGCUCCCUGCUCAAUGUGUACAACCUUCACCUGGAGAACACACUGAUCCUAAGAUUAAGCAUGUUUGAUCAGCUUCCUUCUCUUGAGAUCCUAGAGAUUGAUGGAUGUGACACAUUCUUUGCUGAUUCAUCUGACUUUACAUGGCUUGAGAGGCUGCAGGUCCUCAGCAUUAGGAACUGUAGGGAAAUGUCGAGGCUACCAGAGAACUUGUGCACGCUUCCUGUGUUGGAAGAACUGUGCGUGGAGAACUGUCCGGCUAUUGAAGCAUUGCCAGAGAACGGCCUGCCACCAUCUCUAAAAAGACUUUCAAUCUGCAACUGUGGUUCGCGGCUGAUUGAGCGGUGUCGUGACGAUGAACUUGACAGGCCAAAGAUUGCAAUCAUCGGUGUAGUUUACAUUGAUGGACAAUGCAUUGGACCAAAAUAAGUUGACAUGUAAUUUUUCUUUCAGAUCAUACAUAGGCUGUCCAUUGCUUCACACCUAUGAUUUGCCGUAAGUCUUUCCAUCAUACACAGAGAAUGAUUCCUGCAGUCCCCAGGCCGGUGAUGAAAAUGAUACUAUAUGAUCUGCUUUGCUGUACCUGAACAUUAGUUCCUGUAGUACCCUUGGAUUGCUCUUUGAUGUACAAAAGAAAAUCUUGAUAUAGAAAUACUGCAGGCUUGCUGGGCCCAAAACAGAGUUUUA